Messenger RNA from Branchiostoma belcheri (Belcher's lancelet), 1474 nucleotides. RefSeq names its product XK-related protein 4-like. Gene Ontology annotation, biological process: apoptotic process involved in development; engulfment of apoptotic cell; phosphatidylserine exposure on apoptotic cell surface. The record is from RefSeq and is a predicted model, not a curated record. Bases 1 to 1215 code for a protein of 404 amino acids. The transcript is spliced from 2 exons. NCBI's taxonomy places the organism in Eukaryota, Metazoa, Chordata, Leptocardii, Amphioxiformes, Branchiostomatidae. Gene Ontology annotation, cellular component: plasma membrane.
AUGCAAAACACCAGGGGUUGUUUUGCCUCGGUCUGGGACUCCUUGCCGAGGAAGAUCUUGUUCUACGUGGUGGUACCGCUGGGCCUGUACCUGUUUGACGUCACCACUGACUUGUCGCUGGCAGUUCAGUACUACAACAGCGGGGAUUUUACCUGGUUUGGCUUGACGCUCGGGUUUGUGCUCGGGCCGUCAAUAAUCAUAAAUAUCUUCUCAUUGCUCAUAUCAGGGAAUGUUAAAGACAGCAAACUGAUGAGUUUUAAGGUCCUGCUUGCUAUCCUGCAAUUGGGUGUGUUCCCAGUAUAUCUCAACAUCCUGUAUCUGUUAGUGAAAGGUAAUGAUGUGGACAAACAUAUUGUGAUAAGUCUUCCCGCUGUACACCUGUUGGAAGGCAUGUUGGAGAGCGUCCCUCAGCUGUGCCUACAGCUCUACAUCCUCCUCCUCACAGGUGAACAGGUCAGCGUCCUGAAGGUCAUCACCAUGGUGGCGUCACUGCUGGCAGCAGUCAAGGCUGUGGUCACAGGUCUUUACUAUUUUGUUAUCAAAGCAUUAGACAUGACAUGUAGCUGUGGAUUUGUGACAAGGCUCAUCCUCCUCACCGUAUGGAAAGUGGUAGAACUCAGUGUGCGUGUACUGGCUAUAGGGCUGUUCGCGUCUGCCUUUCAACCAUGGAUCGCCCUGCCCAUCGGAGUGCACUGGCUGGUAAUGACAGUUACUAUCAUAUGUAUUGAUAAGAACGCUAUAGUCUUCCUAGGUAUUGGAGCAGCCCUACUUAUGGCCGUGGACACCUUCAGCAUAACCUUCUCUAUGGCCCACAAUCGGACGUUCUGGCUGAGCACCGUGCUGACGUUGCUAGGUAACAUCACCAUGGUAACGGUGUGGUACACCCUGAAGGCGGGACAGGACUGGUACGAUGUUCCCGCCCUGGUGGGUGUGCUUGUCGGGUCUGUCGUCUCUGCUGGGCUCGGAUUUAUCCUAAUGGUGUUGAGAGGAAAGAUAAGGCCUCCCUUUACGUGCUGUUGUGAUAAGUCACCAGAAGAACAGGACUCGCGUGCUCCAGACCCAGAAGAACAGGACUCGCGUGCUCCAGACCCAGAAGAACAGGACUCGCGUGCUCCAGACCCAGAAGAACAGGACUCGCGUGCUCCAGACCCAGAAGAACAGGACUUGUUAGCUCCAAGUCCUAGGACAUAUAUGGAGUUUGAAACUAAUGUGUAAAAUAUCCCAUGUCCACAUUUUUGGUCUCUAAGAGAACAGUUUUAAAUCUUUUGUCUGAUAGGAAGCCCAGUAAAACAUAUAACAUGUUACACAUGAUUAUAGCGUUAUUUUGCACUUAAAAAAAAUUUAAUCUCUAAAUUGUGUUCUAGCUAUCUCCUUUAUACUACCCACCUUAUCAUAUGAACUCUUGACUUUUAACCACCACUGUGUACAUACAAACUGAUAUUGCAAACUUUAUAUUUAUGUAAGUAUAACUUGA